This is a messenger RNA of Orycteropus afer afer, 687 nucleotides long. It is a transcript of the gene PLD6, whose product is annotated as phospholipase D family member 6. The record is from RefSeq and is a predicted model, not a curated record. Gene Ontology annotation, molecular function: RNA endonuclease activity producing 5'-phosphomonoesters, hydrolytic mechanism. The coding region runs from base 1 to 687 and encodes 228 amino acids. Lineage: Eukaryota; Metazoa; Chordata; Mammalia; Tubulidentata; Orycteropodidae. Gene Ontology annotation, cellular component: mitochondrion. Gene Ontology annotation, biological process: piRNA processing. The transcript is spliced from 2 exons.
AUGAAGCCGUUGAGCUGGCAGGUGGCGGCCGCGGUUGCUGUGGGGCUCGCGCUGGCCCUGGAAACGCUGCCACAGGUGCUGCGCUGGUUGUGGGGCGGGCGGCGGCGGCCACGGCGAGAGGUGCUGUUCUUCCCGUCGCAGGUGACCUGCACCGAAGCAUUGUUGCAGCAGGCCCCGCGCGCGGAGCCGUCCGCGUCCACCACAUCGUCUGCGGGCUGCCUCUGCAGCUUGCCUCACGGCGAGAGCGCGCUGAGCCGCUUGCUGCGCGCCCUACUGGCAGCCCGCGUCAGUCUCGAGCUCUGUCUCUUUGCCUUCUCCAGCCCACAGCUGGGCCGCGCGGUGCAGUUGCUUCAUCAGCGUGGUGUUCGCGUGCGGGUCGUCACCGACUGUGACUACAUGGCGCUUAAUGGCUCGCAGAUUGGCCUGCUGCGCAAGGCAGGUAUUCAGGUUCGGCAUGAUCAAGAUCUGGGCUACAUGCACCACAAGUUCGCAAUCGUGGAUAAGAAGGUGCUGAUCACUGGUUCACUCAACUGGACCACACAAGCCAUCCAGAACAAUAGAGAAAAUGUUCUGAUUAUGGAGGAUGAAGAGUAUGUGAGGCUUUUUCUGGAAGAAUUUGAGCGUAUUUGGGAAGAGUUUAACCCUACAAAGUAUACCUUUUUCCCACAAGAAAAGAAAAGUCAAUGA